Messenger RNA from Arachis stenosperma, 858 nucleotides. RefSeq lists its product as uncharacterized. The transcript has a single exon. NCBI's taxonomy places the organism in Eukaryota, Viridiplantae, Streptophyta, Magnoliopsida, Fabales, Fabaceae. Bases 1 to 858 code for a protein of 285 amino acids. The record is from RefSeq and is a predicted model, not a curated record.
AUGGUGAAGAAAGGUUCCAGCGCCUCCUACCAGAAGGUUCAGGAUUCCAAGAGAAGGUCUCGGGCUUGGGUUGAUACUGCAAGGGCUGCCGGCGCUCCACUUCCUCCUCCUCCUCCUCCUCCUCCUCCUCCUCUUCCUCCUCGUCCUCCUCGUCCUCCUCCUCCUCCUCGUGAUCUGAGGACCUCUUCUCAUCCCAUUGUGGUAACUUCUGCCUCUGCUUCUUCUCUUCCUCCCCCCGCACGACCUUCCCCCGAACCCGAGAAGAAGAAGCGCAAGACUUCAGAGUCUGGCUCUUCUUUUUCUGGGGAAGCUAAUUUCGAUGGUCCCAAAUUCGUUCGAAAUCACAUCUUCCCCCAUACUCGAAUUAGUAUGGAUGAUGCUUCCGUUCGAAACCAUCUUAAUAUCAUGGUUCAGGGGAGUGUUCGGGCAGCCGGGAUAUGCACGAGACUUCUUGAUAUUUUGGACAAAACUCCCCUUAGCUCUUUGGGCUCUACCCAAAAGGUUGAAGAGUUGGAGGGAAGAAUUGUCCUUUAUCAAGCAGAGGAGAAGAGGCUUCAGGAGGAGGUUGCAGGGCUGAAGGUGGAGCAGAACCGAUUUCAGGAGAGGGAGAAGAAGUUAAUGGCUCAGUGCGCUAUGGUAGAGGGCCUAAAGGAGAAGGCGAAGCAGAACUAUGUCAGGGUCUUCUCUGAAAAUAUUAACCUUCAGUGGGAGUUGGAGAAAGGUCGAGAGGCUUAUCAGGAUUUGGAGGACUCCGUGACAGAGAGUUCGGAGGAGGCCUGGAGGAUUUCAAAGAGCAGGUCGGAGUUAUCGCUCCUGAACUGGACCUUUCCCCUUUUGAUCCUGAUAAGAUUGUUGUGA